GAGCGGGAGCAGGCGGGAGCGCGCAGGUGCGCACGUGGAGACGGCCGCGAAAAGGCAAGCAUUGCGGAGGAGAAGAGAGGGUACAGUAGUGAGGGAGACGGGGAGACCUUGGAAGGAGGGAGCAUGUUUCGUCACCGUGGCAGCGUCCAAUCCGGGUGCGCGGAGUGCGGGACAGAAGCGGUGGCGUACUUUUUUACUUUUUUUUCUUCGACCUCCUUCUUUUGCCUCUUUGCAUUUGUUGUGUGCGCUUCGCCGUGCCGUAGUUGCCGUCUGAGAGCCCAGAGCACGUGUGUUGUCAAGCUCCUGUCGCCAUGGCGUCGGCGGCGUCUUCAAGCGGCGUGAAAAAACGCCGUGCCUUAUCGCUGGAGACUAAGGAAUGCGUCAUUAGGGACAUCGAGAGUGGGCUGAAGAAGGCGUCGGUGGCGGCGAAAUACGGCGUUUCCGACACGACCGUGUCGACCAUCUACAAGAACAAAGACAAACUGCGGCAGCAACUGCAGCAAGAUUCGUCUUCCCUGUCACGGAAGAGAAUACGUACGUCGAAGUAUGAAGACGUGGACGCAGCGCUGUUCAGGUGGUUCCGCGAAGUUAGGGCUCAGAGCAUCCCAGUAAGUGGCCCCAUGCUCCAACAAAAGGCCAAGUCUCUCGGAGCUCUCUUAGGCCACGACGACUUCAAUCCACUUAACGGGUGGAUCCAGCGUUUCAAAGAUCGCCAUGGCAUCAGCUGCAAAGUGGUGUGCGGAGAAAGCGGCGAUGUCGACGACGAGUCUAUCGAAGUCUGGCUUCGCUUAAACUUGAAGAGUAUGCUGUCCACCUAUACUGACAGGGACAUUUAUAAUGCCGAUGAAGCUGGCUUAUUUUAUAACCUUUUGCCCAACCGCACGCUUGCGCUGAAAGGCGAGGCCUGCUCCGGCCGCAAGGUCUCAAAGGAGCGCAUAACCGUAUUGUUUUGCGCUAAUUUGGACGGGAGCGACAAGCGCCGCCUCUUUGUCAUAGGUAAAUCGGCAAGGCCACGUUGCUUUAAAAAGCGAGAGUGCCUGCCAGUGACCUACAAAGCCAAUAAAAAGGCGUGGAUGAUGCAGGAUUUGUUCACCAGCUGGCUUUGCAAGUUUGAUGAGGAUAUGGUGGCAGAGAAGCGACGGGUCAUACUUAUCCUCGACAACUGCACGGCCCACAACGUCAAGCCGAAAUUCACCGCCGUCAACCUAAAGUUUUUGCCUGCCAACACGACAGCAAAAAGUCAACCUCUCGACCAGGGUGUCAUCGCAACCGUAAAGGCGCUGUACAAAAAGCGCAUUUGCGAGAGAGUUUUGCUGAGCCUGCAGCAGCAGCAGCCUCUUAAAGUGAACUUAAGGGGCGCAAUUGACAUGGUGGUCGCUUCAUGGUGGCAGGUAAAGGCCGAUACCAUAAGCAAGUGUUUCAAGAGGGUAGGCUUCGUGCGCAAUGCAGAGACUCUGGAAGACGAUGAGCAGAGCGACACUUCGCUCGCCGAUGAGACCCUCAACACUGACGAAGUGUGGUCCGGCCUCGUUGACAGCAACUUUGUAACCGCCACCGACACUUUCCAAGAAUUUGUCGAUGCCGGGGAGUCGGAGCUUUCUGUCUGCGAGGAAGCGAGCACAGAUGACGCGAUCUCGGACGGCGAACACGAGGUCGACCCGACGCCAGAACCGGAUUUCCCGUGCAAAGACGCGUUGGAAUACCUCGCAAAAGUGAAAACGUACUGCGCGAAGAACAGUUUGAGCGAGAACUCGCUUCAGUGCUUAAGCUUUGUGGAAGACGAAAUUGUUCGUAGCGCUGUUCACAAGCAUCGCCAGACGAAAAUAACGGCGUUCUUCCAAUGAUGACGGACUUGAGAACUUCGUUUCCGUGCUGUGUUGUGAUUGUGUUGAAUGUGUCUGCGAGUGAAAAGUGUAGUAAAGUGCUUUUGAAAGGUG
Molecule: messenger RNA, 1937 nt
Organism: Rhipicephalus sanguineus (brown dog tick)
Lineage: Eukaryota; Metazoa; Arthropoda; Arachnida; Ixodida; Ixodidae
Product: tigger transposable element-derived protein 6-like
Exons: 2
Coding region: 312-1844 (510 amino acids)
Cellular component (GO): nucleus
Molecular function (GO): DNA binding
Source: RefSeq, a predicted model, not a curated record